ACUUCACAGCAUCUUGACCGUCAAAGUGUCAAAACAUUAUGGGUCUAUGGAUUUCUACUUUCUAUUCAGACUACGUUCAAAACACAUUUUUUUGCAAUUUGCAUCUAAUCUUUGGAAUAAAAACAGUUUCACCAGACAAAUCAAACAACACAAAGAUAAAUAAGUCAAUCAAUCAGAAUCUGUUCAAAAAUUUUGACAACAUUGAAUCAAACUACUCGGUCUCAGCAACUGUGUUGAUGUGUUCUUCGUAAAAUAACAUAAAACUUUUAUGCAGUUUGCAUUGUGUGCAAUUUUUUAAAAUACUCAUCUAUUUAAAUUUACCGAUAUUUUCAAAUUAAUCACUUUUGCACUAAAAAUGCCGCGCGGUAAAGCACUAACAACAGCAGCGGCAAAUGUUCGUUUUAAAAAUACGAGCAAUAAGCCUCAAGAAGCAGAAAUAAAUGAAACUAUCAAAACAGAAAAUAUAAAAAUAAAGAUUGAAGCACCAGAACCACAAGAAGUCGCACUGAGUCCCAAUAAAAUAGACUUGAGUCAAUUUAAAUUUCAGAAGAAACCACACGUUAAAAUCGAAUAUGAGAAGGAUUCACCUGAGAAAGCUGAGAAAGAAGAAGCAAAGGGUUUAUGGGAGCCACCUCAUUGGAAAGAGUUCCUGGUGAACUUGAGGAAUAUGAGAUCCAACAAUGAUGCUCCGGUUGAUACCAUGGGCUGCCACUUAAGUGGAGACCAAAAAGCUGCUCCUGAGGUAUACAGAUAUCAAUGUCUGAUAUCACUGAUGCUGUCCAGUCAGACAAAGGACCAAGUAACAUUUGCAGCUAUGGAGCGUCUCAGAGCCAGAGGGCUAACUGUAGACAAAGUAUUACAAAUGAGUGAUGAUGAACUGGGCAAGCUGAUUUAUCCUGUAGGCUUUUGGAAGACAAAAGUUAAGUACAUCAAGAAAACAACACAAACUUUAAAAGAACAGUAUAAUGGAGACAUACCAGACUCUGUAGAGAAGUUGUGCAAGCUAACUGGUGUUGGACCUAAGAUGGCACACAUCUGCAUGCUUGUAGCUUGGGAUAAAGUCACUGGGAUUGGUGUUGACACUCAUGUUCAUCGAAUAAGCAACAGAAUAGGCUGGGUAAAGAAGCCAACUACUACACCAGAAGAAACUCGGAAAGCCUUACAAACUUGGUUACCCUUUGAUCUUUGGAGCGAAGUUAAUCAUCUUUUGGUAGGAUUUGGUCAAACUAUCUGCCUGCCCAUAGGUCCCAUGUGUCACGAGUGCUUGAAUAGAGACAUAUGUCCAUCAAGUAAUUUGGGUAGAAAGUCACCCAAGAAAACCCCAGUGAAGAAGGAAGCCAAAAGUGAAAAUUCAGAUGAUGAAUUUGAAGUUAAACCACCCAAAAGUAGAAAAGUCACUCCAAGAAAGGAGUUAAAUGAUGAAACGGUAAAAUCAGAGGCAAAGAAAGAAAACUUAAAUAUUAAAAAUGAAAAUGAGAAAAAGUCACCUCGAAAGAGGAAGGUAACACCAAAAAAGGCAGAUCAAGUUAAUACAGAUAAUAUGCAUGAUUUUGAAGAAACAUCCAAUGUGGUAGUGAAAGCAGCACCUAAGAAAAAAGGAACUCCUAAAAAAACAAAAAUAGAUGGUGUUGAAGUUAAAAAUGAUAAGCUGACAGCUCAAAUUGCUCCUCAGAAGAAAAAAACUCCACAAAAGAAAACACUAUCAACAAAUAAAAAUAGUGAUGGAGACGGUGAAACUAUUGUACAGAAUAAUAGUGAUGAAAAUAUUGUGUUGCAAGAAUUGACAACUAGAACUAAAAACACUAGAAACAAGGCAGAAGGGACACGAAAGUCUGCAAGAAAUAAAGCAGUUUCAUAAUAAAAACAAACAAUUCAAAGGAUAAUGUUUUAUUUAGUUUUUACAAUGCAAGUUGGCUGUUUAUUGUUAUAUAGUGGGUAAUGUAAGUGCCUUAGUUUCAUACAAAGGUGUUUUGUAUUGUUUUAAAUGCAAUGCCAGUUUGAUUUUAACUCAAAUAUUAAUAAAGUAAAACAAUCAUAGAAUAAGUUUGAAGAAUCAAGCCAUAAAUAUGUGAAUUUACCUCAUUAUAUUUAAACUGUUCUGUUAAUCAAUAAUUUUGUUAUAAAAUAAAUCAAUGUUUUCUCCUA
Messenger RNA from Spodoptera litura, 2145 nucleotides. It is a transcript of the gene Nthl1, whose product is annotated as Nth-like DNA glycosylase 1. Gene Ontology annotation, biological process: base-excision repair; nucleotide-excision repair; base-excision repair, AP site formation. The record is from RefSeq and is a predicted model, not a curated record. Gene Ontology annotation, cellular component: nucleus. Gene Ontology annotation, molecular function: oxidized pyrimidine nucleobase lesion DNA N-glycosylase activity; 4 iron, 4 sulfur cluster binding; DNA-(apurinic or apyrimidinic site) endonuclease activity. Lineage: Eukaryota; Metazoa; Arthropoda; Insecta; Lepidoptera; Noctuidae.